Molecule: messenger RNA, 9928 nt
Organism: Coregonus sp. 'balchen'
Lineage: Eukaryota; Metazoa; Chordata; Actinopteri; Salmoniformes; Salmonidae
Source: the annotation of a GenBank genome assembly
UUUAGAUAGACAGGAACUUCAGGACUUCCGGAUUCUGUCCUUGGCUGGAGAACGAUGAUUUUCCCGGAGUUUUCAAAUGGAAAAAACGAAUGCUAUAAAUUGUCAAAGACCCUGUGGAUAUCCUGAGUUAGUUGAAAUAAUAUUUUCGAGUUAUUUCCGCGAAUCGAACGUCUACUUGAAAUAUGUUUGAUAUCCUAACAGUAGUAUCAUGUCCACACUGUCGUCGACUGGUUAGCCAGACAACAACAAUGUUGCAUGCAUGGUAGCAAAGACAGUAGCUUGAAUUUGUUAGUUAGCAUUAUCAGUGCCACCAAGAACAAAUAGAAAAAUCGCUUAUAACGUUAACGUAAUUAGCUAGCUAUCAAGCUUAAUAACUACUGUUACUAGAUUUCUGACAUCUACUCAAGCCUGUUCCAGCUAGCUACUGAAAUCAUAGCUAGUUAGCUUGCUAGCUCGCCAGUUAAUAGUUGGCUUGUGCUUCUUCAUAAUAAUUUGCUGCCUGUGUCACGAAUUCAUUGGCAAACUUACUCACGGUCCCUUGUCGACGUGUACUAUUUCCAGUUAAACAGGCCAACUUUUGUUAGUGGGCAAACUCUGUUAACGUUGGCUAAUUGUUUUGUCAGGGGCUUACAUUAGCGCUGAAAUGCGUUGCCUUGUCCGCGCAUGCUCAUGCAUACAUAAGUUGUCACGACGAAGCUUGCCUGCCGCCAGGGGACUCGUGUUUGGCAGCUCCAAGCAAUCACGAAUGCAUGUCACAUACAAUUAUUGAUAAACGAUGGCCAUAAAACUCAGCUAGCUAUAUAACUAUGGUAUAUACAUUGUGUAUGUGGCUGCUGUUUCCUAUACAGUACUGUAUCAUAUUGACAAUGACAGCUUGAAACAAGGAGAUACGUUUCAACUUCCCAUGUAGCUAGUCAUUGUAAAUUACAUCCAAAACGUGCAUUUUUGUGUGUCAUUGUAAACGACAUUGAAAACAUUUGCAUUUUUGUGAGUCUCUACAUUUUGUGGCUACAGAGAGUAGGAUGGACUCUCUGGGUAUGAGGGGCCCAUCCAUAAACCAGGACUCCCUACACAGUGUGCUGAAUGCUGUUCCUCGUGGACUGACAGUGGGCCCCUCUCUAGCAAAUGAUGGCCAGUUGGGGCUCUGGUGUGUAGGACAUGCUCUGCAGAAAGGGAUUAUAGUGGGCGUGGAAGACCAAAGCAACACCUUUGACCAAAGUGAAGACUUUACAGAGGUAUGUAUCAGUGUUUGUGAUGGGGGAGGCACACACUUGCUCAAGUUUCUAUAACAUUGCAAAUGUAUUGAAUGUAACACAUUUGUUGUCGUCAGAGCUUGAUGGAAGAAGCAUAUCAGACGAUAAUCAAGGGGCAUCUUUGGGACAGGUGCUAUUGGAUUAGGUAGGUGUCUCUAGGUAAAGAAGAAUAGCGCUCAGCUGUAUCAAACACAUUAACAUUACUGUCACAUUUAAUUUGGUCAUUGGGAGUGAGAAACCCUCUUUCUUUGUUUUAUGCAGAUUUGCCUGUAAUGCAAGGAGAAAGGAUGAACAGAAUGUUACUGUUCAUGAGGUGGAUGGAAGUCUCUGUCUAAGGGCCUGCAAAGACAUCAACCCAGGGACAGAACUUCUGCUUUGGAGUUUCCUAGCUGAUCCUCUGGAACACGAUGGAAGCCAAGGAGGGUCACUAACAACACCAGGCAAACCUCGCAAACAAGUUACACCUCGCAAGUCCAGAGAGGAUGGAUCCCCAGGUGUAAAUUCCACGGAGCAAGAGCCAAGAGCUCACAGGUAGUCUGACACCCACAUUCAGUAACAUUCUUAAUACACACUAACUAAUAAAUAUUUUAUUAAUAAGGAUUUGAUGUUAUGAAAUGAUGACAUUUAUAUUUGGAUAGUUGUUUCUGAAAUGUUACGUGGAAGAUAUUUGUAUGUCUUACAGAGCCUGAGGAGCACACUGAAGAUUCAGACAUGUCAACUUCUCCACUGGGGUCUACAAAGUCUAUGGUGGUGGAGGAGGAGAAAAGUCAGACUGGAAUCAAAAGGAGCAAACCUCUUAUCUACAAAAUGAAAAAGAGAUGUGUGAGAGACUCUCAUUCCAGUGGUGAGAAAACAGUGGAACAGAAUGGAGAAGUUGACUCAUGCAAAAUAAUAAAAACAGAAAGUUUCAUUCCAGGAAAGAACCAAUGUGCCACGCUCUAAUGAGGACAAACUUGUGAGUCCUGCAGACGAGCCUCCAAAGAGCAGUAAAGAACCAGGUAAUGUGGUAAAACAUCUCCAGGAGGAGCAGUGGCCACAGGUUGUCAGGGCCAGUUGCAGACUGGCUGCGAAACCCAGGAAGGUGCAUUCAUUAGUCAGCUGCAUCCACAAGCGUCUUCAAGGGCGCAAAAAUAGGUAUCUUGAUCGUCAAGUGACACUGGAGAUUACGUCCAGAGUUGGUGAUGAAAAUGGACAAGCUUGCCAAGAAACAGAUAUAACGGAUAGAGAACAUAUAAGCUCAGAUGAAAUCACAAAGGAUAGUGACAAAGGGGGAAAGAAAGACCCAGAUGAGUUUAUGACCGCUCCAGACCUCUUUAACACCAGGGAAAGGAGGUAUACAUGUGACCAAGUGUGACAAGAGUUUCUUUCAGCUCUGUCACCUGAAGAAGCACAAAUUCACCCACUCGGACCUAAAGCCUUACUUAUGCACAGAGUGUGGUAAGAAUUACAGCUCCCAAGAGAACUUCCGGGCCCACCUUCUGAUGCAUAAGGGAGAGAGGCCAUUCAAGUGCCAGCAGUGUGACAAGAGCUAUGGCCUGAAACGAGACCUGAAGGAGCAUGAAGUUCUCCAUACAGGAGAGAGGCCUUUUGUCUGCGAUAUCUGUGGGAAGGCUUUUGCCCGUCGGCCUUCACUACGUAUUCAUAGGGAGGCCCACCGCGCUAAGGAAGAAAAUUACCACGCUCCUAAGCUCAAGUGCCCUGUCUGCGAUAAAGAACUGGCCAAUUCGGGCUCCCUUAGGAAUCACAUGCGCUUGCACACAGGAGAACGGCCUUAUGCAUGUCCCCACUGCAAUAAGACAUUCCGACAGCGGGGGAAUCUUUUGGGGCACCUACGCAUCCACACAGGGGAAAAGCCUUACAAGUGCAACCAUUGUAAUCAGUGCUUCUCACAUGUGCCUGAACUCCGCAGACACCUCAUAUCACACACAGGGGAAGUCUACCUCUGCCCUAUAUGUGGCAAAGCCUUGCGGGACCCCCACACCUUGCGUGCCCAUGAACGUUUACACACAGGGGAGAGACCUCACAAGUGUGAGGUGUGUGGGAAGGCCUACACCAUGGCCACCAAGCUACGCCGCCACAUGAAGUCCCACCUUGAGGAGAAGCCCUACAAAUGUCAGACAUGUGGUGCUGGCUACACGCUAAUGCAGAGCCUGGUUCGCCACCAGCUCUCCCAUAAAAAGAGAGAAGAUAGGACAUCUGGGGAGCUAGCUGACGCUCUGGCAGCUCUGGAGUCUAGCCACUCUGCCCCUGCUCGAGGCAGACCUAGAAAGACCCCUCGCAAGACAGAGGUCAAGCCAUGGGUCGAUGUCCCUGAAGAGAACAUGGAGAGUCGGACAGUAGUGUAUGUUCAGGCCAUCGAAGACUUAGCCAUGCCUAACUCAGGGGAGGUUAUUGUCAGCACCUAUGACUCAUAUCAUGAUAGUGCCAUAUCUUCUGUGGUAAUAGAGGAAGGGUUGGAACAGGAUGUGGGCCAGAUCCAGCUAAAUGAGAAUGUUAUUGAGAUAAUUGUCUCAGAUUCUAAUGAUAAGUGUAUUGUGGUAAGGGAGCACAAAACACACAGCAACCUGGUGAUUCUACAGGGAGAGGAUGGACUGAGCUCUGUGGCAGAGACAAUAGAGAUAGAAACAGGAGUUUAAAACUGCAAUUCACACCAUUUUGCUUUCUGUUGCUGUUUUUAAAAAAAAUCUUAAAAUAAAACCAAGAAUGUGAAUAAAAACUAUAUUUUUUUGCCUGCUAGAUGUACUUUACCUAAAAGAAGACAAUAAGCAGUACUUAUUUGGAAAAUACAUUUGUCAUGAAUAUAAAAUAUGUUAUGAUAUCACCAUCAGGAUACUCCAUUUAGAUUACUGGAGAAGAGAGCCAUAGCUGUCAACGAGUUAAAGAUAUCAGCAAAUAUUGACUCCCCUCUGUGGUGGACCUUGUCUAGCCACUAUCUGCUGCAAAUGUUAUUUUCAAGAACUGUACUAAAACUACCUGCCCCUGUAUUUUAGGAAAUAUCUUAAUGUCUUAAUGGUUACAAAGAGAAAUCCUCAUGAAUAGUUUGCUUUUUUAUCUGACCAAAAUAUAUUUGAUCUCUGGAGAAUGUUUAUGAAGGCUUUUUAAAUUGCUUUACUGUAUUUUAACACACUAUUGUAAAUAUGGGCCAUCAACAAGAUGAUCAUUAUUGUUGAAGAUUCCAAUUAAAAGAGAGAAAAUAACACCGCUGUGGUGGCUUUACCACUGUUGUAUGUGUUUUUGAACACGACUUUGACUUUUCACUCUUUAUCCAAUGCGUCAUUCGAUAUUUGGGUGCAAAUAUUUAGAUGGUUGGGACAUGAAUCAACAAACAUUCUGGUUUGGAGCAACUUUAGCGUGUGUUGCUAUGCUUGUCUAUGCAGCUUAGCGGCACACACUAACAUAGUCUAAAUGGGCAGAUAGCAGUAUUUAAAAGGUUGAUUUAUUGUGUAUGUAUUUGACAUUGCCUUGAAUUCUUUCUCAUUUUAUAUUCCACUUGUAAUUACUUAAUAUCAUUUUUUACAUAUGAAGUAAUCCAUGUGUAGGCCCUGACAGAAAAGAAACAAUGGAGAAAGCUAUUAUUGACAUUGUGUGGAAAGCUUAUCCAUGGCUAUAUGUAAUAUUUGAAACUUUAACGGAAAUACUGAAUGCAAAAUGUUAUGUGACAUGACCCAGAUGGGAGCUGCAGCCCUGAGUCAGUCUUAGUACAGUGGUUCAAUAUUAACCAGGUGGUUCAAUGUAACGGAAAGUGGGGGUGUUUUCAAUGAGUACUGGAUUUUGAGGGGGUGAGAAGGUUUGGUAAUGUCCAUAGGUUUUACAAGGAGUUCUGUCUUAACGAUCCAUAACAAUGGGUCAAAUACCCGCAACUCUCAUUUUCACUCUACUAUUUUCUUCUACUCUUCAGAUCACCCUUUGUGAAAAUGGUAAGAUACCAGCUUUUAUUUACCAGCCCUGAAAGCUCAAAAGCAAGCAAGUUUCAAAAUAUAUUCUGAAAAUGUAUACCCCUUAAACUGUGAAUUAGGCAAUUUGUCAGUUCUAAUAUCACUAAACAAUGCAUUGAGUUAUCAAAUAUUUGUUUAUAGUAUUUCUUAACAGCAAGGAGGCCUCACAGGUUUUUAUCCGUGCUAAACGGGCAAAUUCCUUCCUUGAGGAGAUGAAACCUGGGAACUUGGAACGGGAGUGCAUCGAGGAGAUCUGUGACCACGAAGAAGCCCGUGAAGUCUUUGAAAAGGCAGACAAGACGGUGAGAAUGUCUGGCUUGUUAGAUUGAAGGAUCAUGCAAAGCAAAUUCAUAUUCACCUUGGUAUACUGGUAACUGAAACAUGAGCUUUACGCUUACCUGGGUAACACUGUUUAUUUUGCAUAAUAAAGUAUGAUUAUAGGAUUUCUCCCCAAAUAACUGUCUAAAUUGAUCUUUCUUAAUUUAGAAGGCCUUUUGGGGCAACUAUUUGGGUAAGUAUUUGUUUUUAUUUAUUAUUACUUGUGUUUUAUAUCAAAACCUUAUCCAUGGAAUAUGUGCAGUCAUCAGUCACAACACCCAAUGUAAAUAGAUGGUAUUGAACCAGAACAAAGUGCAACAGAUGUGAGUCGACUUGGUUGAGGAAUAGGCUUCAGCCCCAGUGUUGGUGACCCCACACGUUUUGCUCUUCCCACACAUGCUGUACGCUUUAUAUUUAAAAAAUAAACAUUACUAUCGGUUUGGCCAAUGAUAAGCAAGUAGAGGCAAGUAUUUCUGCAUGUUUUCUAAUUCUUGCUUGUCUUCUUCACAGCUUGCAAAGGCACUUCACUGCUGAGAACCAAGGACAAUAUAAAUACAGUGAGGGGGUGUAUUAACGCCAAUGGUAAUAAUGAUGGCCUGAUUACACUACACAUUUCAAAUACAUCAAUGAUUUCUUGACAAAAUGUUUGUGUUGAAAUCCGCUAAAAGGUGUCAGGAAUCUAUCAGGAAAAUGUUAUAAUGUAAAGAUGUCGUUUUAGAGCAGGACAUCCUGUUUCUCAAAUAUUAUGUGGGCCUGCAUCUUACAGGAGAGUGCUCAGUGGGCAAUGGUGUGAACUACAACGGUACGAUCUCCACUACUUCCUCAGGAAAAACAUGCCAGUACUGGUCCAGUAACUUCCCACACAGAAUUACGUAUGUAUUAUUGACCCCAUAACUUGAGGGAAGUCAUUUCAAAGUUGUCCCAUUCUUGCUGUGUUGUUGCUGAGGGGUAAUAUCUCUUCUUAGGGAGUUCAAUACUUCGCUGGAUGAGACCCUGUAUGAGAACUAUUGCAGGAACCCAGACAAAACUCCUGAAGGACCUUGGUGCUUCACCAGGGAUCCCACAGUCAGGAGAGAGCAAUGCAUCGUCCCGAAAUGUGGUAUGAUUUCACUACUGCAUAAUAACCAACAUUUGGCUGCAUGUUGUUGCUGAUGCUGGGUGUACUUUUACACUGAUAAUCGGUGGUUUAUAUGCUUCCUUGUUCAACAACAAAGUGCAGAGCAUGUUGCUUGUUGCAAUAUGUCUUAGCGGUCCUCUAUUGUGAUUGUUCCCUUACAGGUGAGCCUUGGGUACCCCCAAAAGUACCUGCUACAGUGGAUGGGAAAGCCACAUACAUUAAGAAGGACUGCCUGGCCAACAAUGGCUUGGAUUAUACAGGGGAUCUCUCAGUUACCAUGAAUGGCCAAAAGUGUCUGCCUUGGGCCUCCCCAAAGGCAUUGGCACUCAGCAAAGGAAAGAAUUUCAUCCCAGAGGUCAAACUUGUGACGAACCACUGUAGAAACCCUGACGGAGAUAUGGAGGGACCCUGGUGCUAUGUGGACCAGCAUGGAAAUACCACUGUGGACUACUGUGACCUUGAAAUGUGUGGUGAGCUGUUUCAACACUUUUUCCAGUUCUAAAUGAUUGACUUAAAAUAUUAGGACACUCUGUAAAAAAAGAAGAUAUCUGACACGUAUCAUUAAUGCUCUUAACUGUGAGUGCUGGACUGUUGUUCUCUUUCAGAUGACCCAAUAGAUAACUAUGACGAGGUGGCCGGCGGAAGGGAAAGGACAACACUGUCUGGGCCCAGAAAAUCAUUCUUCAGCCCUCGGAGCUUUGGCAGUGGAGAGUUGGGUAAGUAGUAUAAUUUUGGUUAACAUAAAGUGUAAGAUACGGCAGACAGGAGGAAAGAGUCUAUUUUCAUGACUUAAACUCUGCUUUAUUUUCAGUGUGCGGAGAGCGACCCAUGUUUGAGAAGAUAAGUAAGAAGGACGGUAGAGAGCAAGAACUGAUUGACUCCUACCAAGGAAGCCGUAUUGUUAAAGGGAUUGAUGCAGAAGUGGGCCAGUGCACCAUGGUAAUGAAAUGAAUAGAUAUUCAAAACACCACAUUUAUUGUAUUGCAUUACGUAGGACUACUACUUAGGAUCAUGGUCAUCAUGUUUGACCAUAUACACGGUGGAAGCGUGAAAGGAAGUUAUCUGUGUCUGUCAUUUAGAGAAUGUGUUUUGGGGUUGUCGAUGCAUUGCCCAAUUAAAAGAAUGGAGUGGCUGCAGAUCUGACUUUACUGCACCUUUCUUCCAGACAGCUAAAGGCCCCGAAGCUUUUGCACAUGCGUGAUUCUCUACUUUACGCACAGUCUCUGUUCUACUCAUAGAGAACAGGGCUACUCAGGCGAAUGGUGCCCAUUUAAUAAAGUUAGAUCAAAGCUGAAUCAAUGUCUGCAAGAUCACAUAAUGAUAGUAGCCUAUUCUACAUAACAUAACCAAAUAUAAUAGCAUAGUAACGUUACUGUGAGACAAAAAACACCACCUCAUUUCUUAUGAGAUUUUAGGAUGAUUGCGAUCAAAUGGUCACUUUUUUUUUUUCAUGUGGCCAAAACUCAAAAGCGCGCCACUAGGCAAAAUAUGUGAUUUGAUUGAAACGAUUCUACAGUUUGUUAACACCAUCUGCUCUAAAAUACACUCAUUCAAAACAACACUGUAGGCUACUUUGAAACAGUAGUCUAUAACUCAAGAAGAUCUAAAUUAAUAUCCCCAUGAAACUGAUUGAGAUCAAAUGGUUGGUAUGCAGAUGCUGCAUGGACAUUACAACAGUAAAACCUGAAUAAUUAUCAUUUCACGAUUGACAGUGAGAAAUGCAUGAGGCCGGAAAGGUCAGAUCCGCAGCCUCGGCCUUAAAAGAACGGCAAAGAUGCAAUUUGGCAGAAGUAAAAUUAUGAUACCUGUUAUUCAUGGGUGCUUUGAUGUCAGGCAGGUGAUGCUGUACAAGAAAAGCCCCCAGGAGCUGCUAUGUGGGGCCAGUCUAAUCAGUGACGAGUGGAUCCUCACUGCAGCCCACUGCAUCCUCUACCCACCAUGGAACAAAAACUUCACCAUCAAUGACAUUCUGGUCCGCCUUGGCAAACACAACAGAGCUAAGUGAGUGGUUAUCUCCUAUUUUCCCAGUUUAUCUUUAUUAAACAAGCGAUACACAUUGACUUUUGCACAGUUCGACAGUGAACCAUAACAUGCCAUAAGACAUGACAAAACAAUAAUAUAGCCAUACCAAAAUGUUCUUGACUCAUACCCUAUUCUAACCUAAUCCCAGGUUUGAGAGGGGCACAGAGAAGAUUGUGGCCAUUGAUGAGAUAAUUGUCCACCCCAAGUACAACUGGAAGGAGAACCUGAACCGGGACAUCGCUCUGCUGCACAUGAGGAGGCCCGUUACUUUCACUGAUGAGAUUCACCCUGUCUGUCUGCCAACCAAGAAGGUUGCUAAGACGUAAGAGAGUUUAACGUAGCUAGCAGUAAUAAUUAAAUGUGAAUUAAAAUUUCAGAGGUUUUUCCCCAUACUAGCAAUGGUAGCAUCCUUUCUUUCAAUUUCUCCUUCUAGACUGAUGUUUGCUGGCUAUAAAGGCCGUGUGACAGGCUGGGGGAACCUUUAUGAGACAUGGACUUCCUCCCCCAAGUCUCUACCCACAGUUCUCCAGCAGAUCCAUCUACCCAUCGUUGAACAGGAUAUCUGCAGAGCCUCUACCUCAAUCCGCAUCACUGACAACAUGUUCUGUGCAGGUGAGUAGCAGUUCUCAGCUCUCAUCUCAGUACGGUAUUUGCUGUAUACUGCAGCUCAAGUCCAUCCAAUAUGUUAACCAAAAGUGAAUUAGUGCAGUGUGUGACUUGAAAAAAAAUAGGUGAAUCACAGGUGUUACCAUUAGUAUGAUGCUUCCUCAUAAUGCCCAUGUUAGCCUCCUGUAGCUCAGUUGGUAGAGCAUGGCGCUUGCAACGCCAGGGUUGUGGGUUCGAUUCCCACGGGGUGCCAGUAUGAAAAAUGUAUGCACUCACUAACUGUAAGUCGCUCUGGAUAAGAGUGUCUGCUAAAUGACUAAAAUGUAAAUGUAAAUGUACUUUUCAGGCUUCAAACCAGAGGAAGAGAAAACUGGUGAUGCUUGUGAAGGGGACAGCGGUGGUCCCUUUGUCAUGAAGGUAUACAACUAGAGAAACACGAACUUCACUCAUUAGAUGUCUUGCAUAUCCCCCUUUAUAUUUGAUAUACUCAUGAGAAUUACCUAUAUCCUCAUUCACAGAGCCCAGAUGACAACCGUUGGUACCAGAUUGGCAUUGUGUCCUGGGGAGAAGGAUGUGACAGGGAUGGCAAAUAUGGAUUCUACACCCAUCUUUUCCGUAUGAGAAGGUGGAUGAAGAAAGUUAUUGACAAAACAGGUGGUGGUGAUGAUGAUGAUUGA